UUACCGCCCAGCCCGGCUCCAAGGGAGCAUCGCUCCGUCCCUGCCGCCGCCCAGCACCGUCCUGGAUCGGGGCCCGGGGCCGGCUGAGCACUCAGGUCUCUGGACAAAAUGGGGAAUAGAUUAGUGAAACCCAAGCAUCUGAGGCAGACAGACAGACACGUAGCAAACCUCGCUAUUGGCUGUGCUGCCAACCAUAAGUUUUUGAUGGACCCAUGCCUAGGCAUCAGUGUGAUCAAUGGGCAAGCUGAUGUUCUUUGCAGCAAGAUACUUGAACUGGAAAAGGAGCUGAAGAGAAAAGACCAAGAGUUGCAAGACAGUCAAAGUCAUGUUGCUGAGCUUCAGGAACAGCUGGCUAUGCAGACUAAGGUCAUAGCAGAACUCACCAAGGAACUUCAGAGCAAAUGUACACAGUUGAACAAGCUCCAGGAUGUUGUUAGCACUCAAGGAGAGCACUCUCUUCAGCCUUCUCCAUUGAAAGUUUCUGCCAGUAGGAGGAGAGGAGCCAAGGAAGGUGUAUCUGCAGAGCCGACAACACGGCUGUAUGAUUUGAGCAGGAAAGCCAUGUUUUCCCUUGAAAAAGCAACGGUCCGAAAGGAUUCCAGUGAGAAGAAGCUUAUCACGGAUGCCCUGAAUAGAAAUCAGUUCUUGAAGAGACUGGAGCCUCACCAGACACGAGAUAUGGUGGAAUGUAUGUAUGAAAGGACUUUUCAGCAAGGCAGCUACAUCAUCAGACAGGGAGAACCAGGCAAUCACAUUUUUGUGCUCAAAGAGGGCAAUCUGGAAGUCUUUCAGCAGAAUAAGCUACUAUCCUCAAUACCUGUGUGGACAGCAUUUGGUGAACUAGCCAUUUUAUACAACUGCACACGGACAGCUUCUGUGAAAGCAAUCACUAAUGUUAAAACAUGGGCGUUGGACAGAGAAGUGUUUCAAAAUAUCAUGAGAGUGACAGCACAAACAAGACAAGAGCAAUACAGAAACUUCCUUAGAAGUGUGUCCCUGCUGAAAAACUUACCUGAAGAUAAAUUAACCAAGAUCAUCGACUGCCUGGAGGUGGAGUACUAUAACAAGGGAGAUUAUGUUAUUCGGGAAGGAGAAGAGGGAAAUACCUUCUUCAUAAUAGCAAAAGGAAAGGUGAUAGUUACCCAAAGUACAGCAGAUCACUCACAGCCUCAGCUGAUUAAAAAUCUACAUAAAGGGGAUUACUUUGGAGAAAAGGCUCUUAUUAGUGACGACGUCAGAUCAGCAAACGUUAUUGCAGAUGAAUACAACGUGGAGUGCCUCGUUAUAGACAGAGAGACCUUUAAUCAAACCGUUGGAACUUAUGAGGAGCUUCAAACUUACCUUGAAGGUUAUGUGGCUGAUCUGGCCCAGGCCGAUGAAAAGCGACAUGCAAAAGGAAGAUCCUUCUGUGGACAGCUGACCAAAGAGGUGUCUUUGGAGAUGAUAGAGCUGAAGGAGAAAGUAGCCCAGUUCCCUCCUUCCCCAUUCAAGAAUUUAGAAGUUGUCACAACUCUGGGUGUUGGUGGGUUCGGAAGGGUUGAGCUUGUUAAAGUGAAAAAUGAGAACAUGGCUUUUGCUAUGAAGUGUAUAAAGAAGAAACAUGUAGUGGACACCAAACAACAAGAGCAUAUCUAUUCUGAAAAGAAAAUCCUUGAGCAGAUAUGUUCUCCUUUCAUUGUAAAACUAUAUCGCACAUUCAAAGAUAAUAAGUAUGUAUACAUGCUUCUGGAGGCUUGCCUUGGAGGGGAAUUGUGGAGCUUGCUGAGAGACAGAGGCAGCUUUGAUGAAUUCACCACCAAGUUCUGUGUUGGGUGUGUGACAGAGGCUUUUGACUAUCUACAUCACAUAGGAAUAAUCUACAGAGACCUGAAGCCAGAAAACUUAAUUUUGGAUGCUGAAGGAUAUAUAAAACUGGUUGAUUUUGGAUUUGCAAAGAAGAUUGGAUCAGGGCAGAAAACCUGGACGUUUUGUGGAACCCCUGAGUAUGUUGCUCCUGAAGUCAUACUGAGUAAAGGCCAUGACUUUAGUGUGGAUUUUUGGUCCCUUGGGAUUCUUGUGUAUGAACUCCUUACUGGCAGUCCACCAUUCUCUGGGGCUGAUCAAAUGAUGACGUAUAAUUUGAUUCUCAAAGGCAUUGAGAAGCUGGAUUUUCCUAAAACAAUAACAAGGCGGCCUGAGGAUUUGAUCCGAAGACUCUGCAGGCAAAACCCUACAGAAAGAUUAGGCAAUUUGAGAAACGGAAUUAAUGACAUCAAGAAGCACAGGUGGUUGAGUGGUUUUAACUGGGAUAGUCUGAAAGUGAGGAAAUUAACGUCACCUUUAAAAAGAGAGUUGUCUGGACCGACUGAUUACAGCUACUUUGACAGCUAUCCACCUGAAGAGGGAACCCCUCCAGAUGAACUUUCAGGCUGGGACAAGGAUUUCUGAUAGUUGUUUCUUCUGGGACAUGUAUAGACACUCGUAGGCUUCAGUUCUAAACCUGCUGUCUUGUUUCUUGCUACAAACUACACAGUUCUCCUUGAAGAGUAGAAGACCAUACAGCAACCGGAGUUUGUUUGGACAAUGCACCAAAAUCUGUGUCCAUUUCUUUAUAACAAGGGCAUGCAUUCAGUCAACAGAUGUAGCCUGAAUGUGCUUUGAUACACAGUGUCUCUACGAAUAUUUUCAGACACUAUGGGUCGGACUUAUGGUUUUGCCAUUAGAAAUGUCAGUAGCUAAUACUUUGAUGUUAACAAGGUUACCAUUUUGGAUGGAGAGGAUUGGAAGCCAAUAACUCUGUGGCAUUUGUCAGCUGACAACUAUAGGCACUUAUUUUUCAUUUUAUCUGAUGUCUGCUGUGUUUCAUUUUUAACCCAUAAAGUCCAGUAUUCCAUUAAUCCAGAAAUGUGUAUAGAAGAGGCUUUUACUGAAAGGUUGAUUUGAUCUGAUGCUGCAGCUAAAAGGGCAUCACUGUGGAAACUGCCUCUCUGUCAGUUGAGUUUUGCAACAGGCUGAAUAUAUGACACAGGUCAAAUGAAAAUCCAGUAGGAAACAAGGUAUAUACAUAAUAGAAGUUGCCUAAAGAAGUAGACUGUGGUGUGUAUUUCCCUUACUGCUUCAAAGAGCCAUGUCUAUUUCUUAAAAUGUUUUGCUUUUAUGUAGUGAGAAGAUAAAACAGACGGACAGAAAGCAUUUACCUUGCAGGGAAAAAAAUGCAGUUGGAUGUUGUGCAUUCAUGGUUUAUAUAGAAAAAAUCUGUUGCUCUCUGUUAAGAACUACAACUGCUGUUGAAACAGGGAGUUCAUGGUUGUCCUGCUGGGCUUAUGGGAUUGAUGAGUCUGCAAAGCUUGCUAGGAUUUGUUUCAGCUCCCACAGAGACGAAGUCCAGUCUAAAUUUCAAUACUGAAGCUCCCACAGCUCACUGCAUUUCGAGUGCUGGGUGGAAAACCUCCCAGGAAACUUGUACUGUGUACUCAGGGUUUAGUUACUGCUGGAUAGUCUUCCUAGCUGCUGCUGGUCACGACUUUUCCACCGGGUGAGGGAGGGACUGCCACAGGGGCAGUUCCAUGGUUUGUUACAUGGUUAUAAUUAUCUUUUACUGCUGAGUGGCCAUUGCUUUGACAGCAAAUCAAUUUAAAUAUUUUGUAUAACCUUCAGUCUGAAUAAGGCAGUAGAACAUUUUCCAUUGAAUUUAAUGAAGGUUGGAUUGAGCCCUUGAAAGAAGACACUACAUGUUCAGCUGGUUUUGUUUCCCUGCUUGUUUGCAAAUUAUUAUGGAAACUUUCAGCCAGCAAAGCCUGUGCAAAAUGGUGGUAAGCACACACAGUCAGAGAGGAUGGAGCAGCGUCUGUAAGAUGGGAUUGUAGAUGCUUUCCACUAGCUCUGUUUAGCAAUACCAAAGACCAGAUUUUCUUUUCAGGAUUUAGACGAGCACUGAAAGUUAGGUCUUCAUGUUUCUCUGUGCAUUUUUCUUUCUCUCAUAAGUAUUUUUUAUUGCAGUCAAAAUAAUAUUGCACCAAGUUUUAUAAAAUCUUUUGAAUGUAUUUUUCCAUUGUACUUACAGGUAGUUUCCUUAUAUAUAUAUAUAUAUAAAUAAUAAUGGUGUGUAUAUAUAAAUAUAUGUUUUUUAAGUGAAGAAAUAGCUGUAUGAUAAGUUUAGUGCAGUUAGCAUUAAGUCUGUGCAGCUGUAGCAUAUAUUUUCUUUAUAAAGUUUAACUUAUCUUGUUUAUUUGUGUGCAAAUAAAGUAAGAUUACAGUGUAAAGGGCAGGACAUUAAUACUUUAGAAGCACAUUCCAUACAGCAGUCCAGAUUCAUAGCCCUGAUUUAUACUUCUUGUCUAUGUGAUUGAGAAGAGACUGAAAAGAGGCAGAAAAGACUGCCCUGGAGGGGCAUCAGAGUCACUGAUGUCGUUUCUUACAGCCUGUCCCUCACUCAGAUUAUGUUUUCCCUAGUGGGUGCUGAGAAAAUGAAUGCAUAAGAAGCUACAAUAAAUGAGGCCACAUCAUUUCGUGCUUAUGUAGAGUACCCAUGUACAUUUGAUUCAUUUUAUUUCUGGCACAUAUGCAGUUGACUGAGCUGAAGUUUUCCAGAAACAAGCAGCAGCUGAUACAGUAGAGGCUAAACAUUACUUGAACUAACGCCAAAUGUCUUUGACAGACAGAUGUACUUCAGUCUUCAACAUGGCACCAGUGGAGUUAUGCUGAUGUGAAACAAGCAGAUAAAUGGGUGAUUCAGGCUCAAGUAGCUUCACAGUGCAGGAGAUCAUGGGGGAACUGAAUGGACAGUCAUGAUGAUGAUUAGAUUAUGCUCAUUGUUGCCUUUUCUGAUUUAACGUCAUUGAAUAACAGAUUUUGACAUUCAGGUUUUGAUCAUGCUGUGGAUAUGUUAGUAACUGUCUGUCCUUGGUGUUCUUAUCUGUGCUUUGCCUUCCUGUCUUUUCAACUUUGCUUUUAUUGUGUGGCUCCCUGAGAAACCCAGCUGUAGCUAUGCUUUUUAACCUAUACUUCUGCCACAAAAGAACAUGCCUCAGGAGGCAGGAAGGAUGAUGUUUCUUCCUGGCAGAGAGCAGAGAUGAGGAGCAGUUAGUCUGGGCUGGGUAGAUCAAAGUGCCUUCCCCCAGCUACCACAUCAGAGUGGUGAACACUUGAGAGAGACUUGUAGGCAGGAGCAGAAGCACAGUGAGAGAGAAAAGUCCCAGGCAUGUGAUAAUCCUAGCCAGUUUUUAGUGCAAAUGAUUAAUUUUCACCAUGUCCUCACAGCUGCCUCUUCGGGCUUUGAGAAGGGUGAGGUUGGCCACCCCAAUGCCUGAAUGCAUCACCUCUUAAUAGAAAGGGGAAGAAGUAACCUCAG
Chiroxiphia lanceolata (lance-tailed manakin) is the source of this 5329-nucleotide messenger RNA. It is a transcript of the gene PRKG2, whose product is annotated as protein kinase cGMP-dependent 2. Gene Ontology annotation, molecular function: cGMP-dependent protein kinase activity; ATP binding. The record is from RefSeq and is a predicted model, not a curated record. The transcript has 19 exons. Bases 109 to 2427 code for a protein of 772 amino acids. Gene Ontology annotation, biological process: protein phosphorylation. Lineage: Eukaryota; Metazoa; Chordata; Aves; Passeriformes; Pipridae.